Messenger RNA from Blepharisma stoltei, 2388 nucleotides. NCBI's taxonomy places the organism in Eukaryota, Ciliophora, Heterotrichea, Heterotrichida, Blepharismidae. The record is from the annotation of a GenBank genome assembly.
AUGGUAUUCAGCUUUGAGCUGACAACGCUCGUUUUCAGUGCGCUAUCCUUAGUGUCUAGUGUGUGAGUAUCCUUAGUCUAUUAUUACAAUAAAGAACUGCAUCAGCAUCCAUCAGAAAUCCUUGCCUGAAUUUCAAUAUUUGAGAUUUCUAUGUGUCAUCACAGUAUCGCUUUAGCUCUAGACACAGAUUUGUCAAUAAACGGAGAAGGCCCGCAUAUCGUGCUGCAAAUCCUCAGUCUGUAUUCAAUAGAUGAAGAAACAGCAAGGGGUAUUACAUGUGCGAUCAAUCAAACGCUGUUCUGUGGUGCGGUCACUGCAGUCAUGUCUUAUAACCUGUUUCUUUGCAUAGAUCUCAUUAUUCUUUUCUAAAUAAUGAUAAAAAUUUACCUUGAUUAUAGGGUUAUUAUAUAUAAAAAAAUAGGUUUUUUGGCUGUUUUUGUAUAAAAAUAUAUCAAGUAAGGUAGUUUAUUACAUUAAGAAACCCUUUAAUUACAGGCAGAUCAAGGAUGAAGUAUUAUCAUAUUUUUGGGUUUUUGCUAAUGAUUGCUCAGAUGAUUUAUAAUGCCGUUGAAAACUCAGAAACCAGGGAGUGCCGCAUGAGCAUGACAGACUACUAUAUAGAGCUAUGAAACUAUGGCUGACUAGCAACUAUUUAUGGGGCGUAUUUAUUAGCAGCCGCAGUAUCUUUGGUGUACUCGUGAGUAAGAAUUGCGAUGGAUUAUACCUCACUGCAUGGAGGUGCCAAGGAGUAUUUCCGGAGGCACAUUUCUUAUAUCAUCAUUUUUACCUUUGUAUGAUCUUUUGCAAUGGUAAAUUUCUUUGAUAAAAGCACUGGUUUGGCCCAGCAAUUUGGAAUUAUGCUUAUUUAUGUGUUUUUUUAUAUAUUUUUACUACAAAUUAAUAAUUAUUUUAAUAAAAAUAAGGCUUUAUAUUAUAAAAUAAGCUGUUCAGCUUAUCUAAAUAAACAUAUUUUAGUCUGUUCUUCUGGAUUUAUAUUGGCAUUCGUCAGAAAUGGCGAACCCUUAUUUUGGAAUGUCUCCAAAAGGUGCAUAAAACAAAGGCAGCUCAGGCAUGAUGCUCCCUCAAAUUAUAUCGAGCUUUACUGUGAUAUGUGAAAUAUUCCUAUCUCGCAAAUGAUGCAGAAAAACUUAGGCUCCCAAACCACUUAUUGCUUGCUCUAUGGGAUUUAUGAAGCUUUAAGGCGAUCUCAAGAGGUGGAUGAAGCUUUCACCUAUGAUACAUUUAAUGAUGAAAAUUAUAAAAAUGUGAUACCUCAUAAAAUUUCUGAUAGAAAUCUAAGUCAUGAGCUUUAUGGGCUGAGGAUCGCAACCUCUCCUUAUUUCCUCGUUGAGGAAUAUGCACCAAAGGUGUUUCAACAUUUAAGACAGCUCGACCAAUUAACUGCAGAAUCAACUAAAAAUUCAAUAAAUCCACAAAAUAAUAAAUCAACAUUAUUUUCUGUUCAUAGUGCACAAGGAGGUUCUGGGAGCUUAUUUAUUUUUACCGAGGAUGGGAAAUUCGUAAUAAAAACUAUAAGAAAAGCCGAAAGAAAAACCCUGGUAAAAAAUCUGCUCAAAGCAUACCAUAAGCAUAUAUAUUUUAACAGAGGAUCUUUUUUAUGUAGGAUUUACGGAGUUUAUACAGUCAGAGUCCCUGGGCUCGCACCAUUAGAGCUGCUUUUAAUCGAAAACCUAAAAAGGCCUGACAUGAUUAGAUUUUAUGACCUAAAAGGCUCAACCCACAAAAGAUCAGCCAGCAAAAAAUUUGACGAAGCUUUUAUUGGCCCUUUUAAGGACCGAGAUUUUUUGCUGGAAAAUCGAAAAAUUGAGGUUUCUUCGAGACACAGGAAACACUUAUUGAAUGAGAUCUUAAAAGAUGCGAGUUUAUUAAUGAAGCAUCAAAUUAUGGAUUAUUCAAUAUUAUUACAAGUGUUUAGGAAGGAACAAAAUGACUCGUUUUCUAGUGACAGAGAGUUUGAAUGGUAUACAUUUGCAAUUAUUGACUAUUUGAAUCAGUAUACGUUUAAAAAGAAAGUUGAGUAUUAUAUCAGGUAUAUUCAGCUCGGAAAACACAUAAAAACAAUAUCAGUGAGGCAGCCCGUUAAAUAUUUCAGGAGGUUUUUUAACUUUCUUACUCCCUCCAUGAACGAACGAAACCAUUGGAAAAAUCCCUAAUUUUGCACAGAACCCACUCUCAGUGAGCGGACAAACAAUUUUUAUGAAAAAAUUUUGAUAUAUAAGUGACAAUAAUCAUCAUGAAAUCUCUAUCUCUAAUUCUGUUUAUUUUAAAUAAAUUGCAUUUUAAAACAUAAAUUUUCCAAAUUAAAUAAAUAUUUGCUUUUGCGAAAAAAUACUAACCCAGAGGAAAAACGAUAUAUAUGAACUGUAA